AUGCUGUCCGCAUCCAAUACCACUCCAAAGUUAUGUCGCGAACAACAAGAUCUUUUCGACCGAAUUAUAGGUGAGGAAAAUAUCGUCUUUACGGGCUCAGCAGGCUAUGGCAAGUCUACGGUUUUGAAAGCGGCUGUUGAAGAGCUAAGAGCCCGAGGCAAAAAGGUUGACAUCAUAGCUCCAACUGGUCGAGCUGCGAUUCAGGUCAAAGGCAUGUCAACUUGGACUUAUAUGGGGUGGACACCGGAUUGUCACAAGUAUUCUUUGCGAAAGUUGAAACGCAUGGCAUUUCGCACCGUUGUCGCGAGCCGUCUGAAAGCUGCCAGAGUUCUCGUUAUCGAUGAGAUUAGCAUGGUUGAGAACCAUCAUUUGGAACGCAUAAAGGCCUGUAUGAAGGAAGUUCGAUGCUGGGAUCCUGACCUUCAAGCCCCAGCCAAUGGCGCUCCCGCUUUUGGAGGUGUCCAACUGGUUGUGACAGGAGACUUUUGUCAACUACCUCCGGUCAGACCAUUCCGGUUCUGUCUCAACUGUGGACUGGAGACAUCGUGA
Messenger RNA from Fusarium poae, 549 nucleotides. RefSeq lists its product as uncharacterized. NCBI's taxonomy places the organism in Eukaryota, Fungi, Ascomycota, Sordariomycetes, Hypocreales, Nectriaceae. The record is from RefSeq and is a predicted model, not a curated record. Gene Ontology annotation, molecular function: DNA helicase activity. Bases 1 to 549 code for a protein of 182 amino acids. Gene Ontology annotation, biological process: telomere maintenance; DNA repair. The transcript has a single exon.